UAGCUCUGCUCUUGGCGCCACCCCUCUCCCCGCCGAACGAUCAAGAGAUCCUUGGGGGGUUCCCGUAGGUGUCAUUUCCCCGACAUAAGCCGACGAUCAUCUCCCCACAGUCGUAACGAUCGAUGCAUCAUGAAGUUGUGGCUGGAGUGAAAACCGCGAGGUUGCUCAAGCAAGGCGGUAGCCCUUUGUGCCGAUGUCGAGGUAGCCGAGAGCGUAGGAUGGUGUAGGCGUGGUCGAGGUAGUCGUAUGAAGAACGCUAUGGUCGAUGUUGAGUCGGGGUAGCCGGUUUCGAGGAAGUCGCGAUGGAGCCGCGAUCGUAAGGAGGCGCCGAGUUAGUCAUGGGCGCAGUGGUGACGAAGUAGUGGUGCGCCGGGAAGAAGGCGUAGUUGAGACAUGUCGUGCCGGGUUUGCCAAGCCUGGGUACGCAUCCUGGAUGAAGGCGCACAUCGGUGUUGCCAGCACCAGGCAUGCGUAGAUGGACGAAAUCAAUGUUGGCGAUGCGUCGCUCCAGUCUUGCCAGGCCUGGGAGCACAUCUGGGACGAAGGCGCACGUCGGUGUUGCCAGCAUCGGGCAUGCGUAGACGGGAGCCUGCACAAACUGGUACGUCAUGUUGAGGAGGCUAGCGGAGAAGGAGUCAACGACGGUUGCGGCGCAAAUCGACGGGGGGCGAUGUUGCCCACGGUGGUCAGAGUAGACGAAGUGGUUGGGGUAGACAACGACGACGCUGGCGAUGAGCUGGUGCUGACGGAAAUGAAGGGGGUGGACGGGCGGCGCGGCUCGGGUGAGCGAGCUGCAGCGGUGUCGAAGAAGAGCAGCGACGUCGAAGAAGAGCAGUGGCGGCAGCCUGACGGCGAUGCUCAAAGUAGGCGAGGAAGAACCCACAGCGUGACGAAGACAGGCUCGGACGAUGGCGUUCCCGCACCGAGGGAGACGACGCGACGUAUACCACAGGAAGUCGAUAUCGAGGACGUCGCAGUGGACCGCACGCCGCGGCGCAACGGCCCGAAGGGGCGACGAAGCGGCAACGCGCGGGUCGGGGCGACGGUAGAAAGACCUCGGGGCGGCGGCGUGGACCGCGUGCCACGGCUCUAUGGCCUGAAAAGGCGACGCAUCGGCGGUGCGCGGGUCGGUGGAGCCACGGGGACGGCCUCGGGCGACGGUGGGGACCGCGUGCCGCGGCUCUACCGCCCGAAGGGGCGGUGUAGCGGUGGCUUGUGGGUCGGGGCAACCAUCAGAAGAACCACUAAGCGGCGGUGCUGUGGCCCGACGGGGCGACGUAGCGGUAGUCUGUUGCUCGAUCGGUGGAGAGGGGAGCUAUACUCGAGGACAACCUUCACAGGACGCGUGGAGGCGCAUUCAAUCGACUGAUCAGGUCAGUCGCACGACGUAGAUGGAGUCUAUCGUGACGGGCGGGUGAUCAAUCUGAUUGCACGCGAGGUCGGGGGCACUGCCCGACGAUGAUGACGGCGUCGUGGACGGUGAAGCGGGGUGGUCAAGCAGACCAAGGGGACGACGCUGGCGGGGAACGACGUGUCUGAGGCAGGCGACGCCCGAGCGCAAAAGCUCGAGGGAGCUGACAAGUGGCGACAGAGAGCCGAGACCGAAAAGCUCGAGCCGACAAGGCCGCCCGAGCCAGGGAGACGACAAGCCCGAGGCGGUUGAUAAACGGCGGCGGAGACGGUAGGUGAUGUAAGAUCCUGAUUGGACGCAGGCGACGACGACUGACACGGAGCGACAGGUGGGCAGACGCGUGAACGACGGUCGGGACGGACCGCCGCGUCCCCAGUCACAGAAGUGGACGGGUCACGCCAUCGUCAAAAUUUAGGCGCGCAUGUGUCGAUGAUGGCGGCGGACAAUGCAACCCGAUCUUAGAUCGAAAAACCAAAAAGACAACGCCGAUCAAAACGACUGACGGAAGAGAGAAAAAACUGGAUCAA
Messenger RNA from Hordeum vulgare subsp. vulgare (domesticated barley), 1938 nucleotides. RefSeq lists its product as uncharacterized. Lineage: Eukaryota; Viridiplantae; Streptophyta; Magnoliopsida; Poales; Poaceae. The coding region runs from base 476 to 1369 and encodes 297 amino acids. The record is from RefSeq and is a predicted model, not a curated record. The transcript has 2 exons.